This is a messenger RNA of Alternaria alternata, 2470 nucleotides long. RefSeq lists its product as hypothetical. The record is from RefSeq and is a predicted model, not a curated record. Bases 317 to 2347 code for a protein of 676 amino acids. Lineage: Eukaryota; Fungi; Ascomycota; Dothideomycetes; Pleosporales; Pleosporaceae. The transcript is spliced from 3 exons.
CCUAAAUCCUCACCUUCACCUCGAGGUUGGGCCCACCUUGCGAUAUCCUCUGGCCCACGUCGUCUUUACCGUCCUCUCACACCACCGUCAACUCAUUUACCAAAACUCAAGGUAACGACUUUCAAGAUUUGUUCUAACGCGAUCGCUCUAAUUCAGUUUAGAUAAUUGGGUUUCGGUACGCACCCGCGCAGUUGCAGUUGUUUGCCUCCUACGCCCAGUCGGGUCGCGACAGCAACAACAACAGUACCAAGCCACACCAUCGAACGAAGUUUUCCCAGCCAGAGCUACGCUUUAGAUACCACUGGCGAUUACGACUAUGCCGCCCAAGGGACUCUACCGAAUCCCAAAACAUCAUGUCGUUGGCCAAGGCACCUCAAUGAAGCGUCAAUCUUUCAACAGCAUGGACUUCAAAGAGGCGGAGAAGCCGGCGCCCGUUACGACGAACGACAGCACGACAGACGAUCUUGUCAACAAUGAAAGGGCUCAGCGAAAGCGCGAGAAGCGUGAGAGGAAAGAAGCCAGGAAACUGAAGAAGGAAGCCAAGGCAGCUAUGGCUGCUGCGGAAACAGGAAAGCUGAAAGAGAAGCAGAACACCCCGCCAAUCGACGCGACACCCGCCGCCACACCCGUCAAGAAUGGCAGGUACGGUCCACGUGGUCCUUAUAAGAAGAGAGAGAAAGGCCCGGACGGAACUCCAGUUUCUGCUGCGAAGAAGCGGAAGAGAGAGACCGAGGUGCCUGUUGACAGUCCAGCUGUCACUGGCAAAGGUCUCGCUGACGCCGACAAUUGGCUCGGCCCCAACUUUAAGAAGAACAUGGAAGACAAUAAGAAGUCCCUUGCUCGCCUCGCCUCUAUCUUCGACCAGCGGAUCAAUGAGAACGCUAAACUUACUGAGUCGCCCAGAAAUAAGCCAGGAAGACCAAAGCUGGAGAAAACACCUGUGGCUUCCAACGAGGAAAAUGUGUCCAAGGUCAGCAAGACACCAAUACCAGUUCCGUCGGUCGCAUCAGCCCUGCCUACCGAGCCGAAGAGCACACCAGUUCCACUUCCUCAGAAGUCUCUUGGUGCUUUGACGCGCAGUGUGAGCGAGUCACCGAUAAAGAAGAACAAGAUAGACCUUCGAGAGUCUGAAGUCCUUGUCAGCGAGACCCCUCUCUCACAAAUGAGCCGUACACCUGCAACCACUCCUCGCGUACAAGCAAUCCCGUUUAGUCUCAGACCCGCAGCCCGAAAGCGCAUUGUUGGCAGCCAAGGUUCCGUGAACCCGCUCACCAAUAGUCAGGUCGACAGUCUUACCACUGCGAACCUCAUGCGGUUCAAAGAACCUCUCAGAGACACUCCGAAGCCGCGUCCUCGAGGCCGUCGUUCCGUUAGCGAGGCACCUAGCACUUCUUCUAGCAGCUCCUCCACCACAUCAAGGACCAUUCGCGACAUGUUAAUGCGUCCAAAUAAACCAUACACACGUCCCAGCAACGAGAUCUCUCCCUUCAACAACAAGAAGAAGCACAUUGAAAGGCAUGACGAAGCCAAUCUUGCCACUUUCUCUAGCACAUUCACGGCUUCCCGCCGAACCGUCAAUUUUACCGAUGAGGCAGCAUACCUUGACGAGUACGACGAGUGGCUCUCCGACAGCGAAGCAGCAGGUACCCUCCCUUGCUUGAAACAAGCCUCAGGAUGCACGGCCAAAUCCGAGCAACUGCUCCAGCUCCAACGUUCGGACGACACCUCAGCAUUCAAAGUGAUCAUCACAAAUGAAACCGAAACUGAGAAUACGGCGUCUGACAUUGCGCGCGUUAAAGCCGCGUCCACCUUCCUGCGCUACAGCAUCCUGACACGCAUCCCCAUACCGCUGGGCUCCAUCGAAGGAACGUUUAAGCUCUACUGCCCCAAGUACACCACUACCCAUGUCGACAAGUACGGGUUCGGUCAACGCACUUUGAACAUCACCUCCAUCGCCGGUCUAAAUCCCAUGUCGGGAGCCUAUACAGCGCGUCUCUCUAUUCCACCUCGCUCCAUGCCGUACCCGAUCCAAGCGUUCGAAGCCCCACCCCACGCUUCGUUCCGCACCAUCACGCUCAAGACAGUUGCUGAGCGGUAUAGAAUGGACGUCAUGUUCUUGGGUAAUGGUUACUUGAAGCUGAGAGUUGAUUUGCAUCUGAUUCUCAAUGGCAAGUCGGCUGGAGAGAUGAAGGCGGGAAAGGGAAAGAGCAAGGAGGGGAAGACAAAGGCCGGAGUGGGCAUCUGGGAGUUUUUGGGAGUGAAUGAGAAGGCGGUUGUCUGGGAACCGACGGUUGAUGAGUUGGAAAAGGAGGGAAGGAAGUUGGUUGCCAAGUAUGAAGGUCGUUAAUGUGGAAGUAUGGAGUCGUGAAGUGGUUGGCGUGAGUUCAUGGUUGGUCGGUGUAGGAAAUGAGAAAGGUUAUCUGGAAUGUGGGCUACCGGCGGGCAGAGGUAGAGUCGGCGAGAUGUUUGC